CAGAUGGUUCCUGUGCUGGACAAUAUGACCCCAGCUCCUCUGACACAGAACUGUUCCAACUGCACCCAAGUUUUAGUCCCAGAGCUCAACGUGGUCAAAGCAGUGGUUUUGGGCCUGGUGCUUGGCGUAUUCAUUGUGUUUGGAAUUGUGGGAAACAUCCUGGUAAUCCUCUCAGUGGUUUGCCAUCGACACCUGCGGACAGUCACGCAUUAUUUUAUAGUUAAUCUUGCAGUGGCAGAUUUGCUGCUGAGCUCCACUGUACUGCCCUUCUCUGCCAUUUUUGAGAUUGUGGAUCGCUGGGUGUUUGGACGGGCCUUUUGCAAUGUUUGGGCAGCUGUUGAUGUGCUCUGCUGCACUGCCUCCAUCAUGAGCCUCUGCGUGAUCUCUGUUGACCGCUACAUUGGAGUCAGUUACCCUCUGCGCUACCCAACCAUAGUGACAAAACGCAGGGCGCUGCUGGCAGUGAUGCUGCUGUGGGUGUUGUCUAUCAUCAUAUCUAUUGGACCUUUGUUUGGGUGGAAAGAGCCGGCACCUGAGGACGAGUCCAUCUGCAAGAUCACAGAGGAGCCUGGCUACGCUAUCUUCUCUGCCGUGGGGUCUUUCUACCUUCCUCUGGCCAUCAUACUGGCCAUGUACUGUCGGGUUUAUGUAGUAGCUCACAGGGAGAGCCGGGGCCUGAGGGAGGGCCACAAGACAGAGAAGUCAGAUUCAGAACGGGUCAUACUCAGGAUACACAGAGGCAACACAACUGUAUCAGAGGACGAGGCUCUUCGCAACCGCACACAUUUCGCUCUGCGACUGCUCAAGUUCUCACGUGAGAAGAAGGCUGCCAAGACCCUGGGGAUUGUGGUUGGCUGCUUUGUGUUGUGCUGGUUGCCCUUUUUCCUGGCACUACCCAUCGGUGAGUAUUGUGUUCAUCUUAAAUGCUCCAUAUUUCCUGCAUACAGACCUUCGGACACUGUCUUCAAGAUCACCUUCUGGCUCGGUUACUUCAACAGCUGCAUCAACCCUAUAAUCUACCCGUGCUCCAACCAGGAGUUUAAGAAAGCUUUCCAGAGUUUACUUGGAGUUCACUGUCUGAGAAGGACUCCCAGACCACACCAUCAUCAUCUGAGUGCGGGUCAGAGUCAAGCACAGGGUCAAGGCCAGCCCCUCACGCUGGGCUUGGACAGCAGGGGGGCUCCCUGUCGGCUCAGCCCUUCCUCCUCUAUGGCCUUGUCCAGAACCCCUUCCUCCAGGGAUAGCAGGGAGUGGAAGGUCUUUCCCGCUGGCCCCACAGGCAGAUCUGGACCGACCGAGACAAGCAGGGAUAAAGUGGCCAAAAUCUGCAGUAAAAGCUUCCACCGGACCUGCUGCUGCAUCCCCAGGGGUGGGACUCCCCCGCAGGAGUCAAACUGCGCCCAGCCCCCUCCCGUUGGAAACCUUCCCACCAUUAAAAUCCACCAACUGUCCCUGUCGGAAAAAGGAGAUCCUGUAUAACCACUAUAAUCCUUCAUCCAUUAGUCAUGACUCCCCUUUCAAGGUCACUGAUGAGAAUAUAUUUCCCUUUGCUCUCUUGGAUGAGCUGUGAUGGAACGGUGGCUGCUUUGAAAUUUGAAAGUCUCAGCGUUGAUAUCGUUGUGUGAUUUUUCCUGGAUGUAAGAUCGUCAAAGACAUAUCUAUAUUUAUCUUAUGCUAUAUUUUACCCCUUCAAUAAGGUGGCUUUUCAGCUUUCGAAACACAAACUAGGCUACUGCAGAACACAGCUUGGGAGGGGUGAAAAUAAGGCAAAAGUGUAUCAAGUUUUGUAAAAGUGUACAAAGAAAGAGAUCCUCUGAGCACUUUCCUGAGGUGGAUGGAAAGGGAAAAAAACAAUACACAAUAAAGAGACCUAAAGAUUUGAAAAUGUUUACAUAUUUUAUAUUACAGAAGAGCAGUUCAAAUGUAUAACAAUGUAAGUGGGAACGUUUUACAUAUUGCAUGAUUUCACCAAAUAUUUCAAACAUGCUGGUCAGUGCUGGUGCUCCUGCUGUCUCCAAAGUUUGCCUAAUCCUGUUCCUGUUGUCAAAAUGUUGUUGGUGUACUGCUCCGUACACAUAAAGACCGAGGGACCUUGCAUACUCUCAUGUCACAUUACAAUAAAUUUGUAUGACGUAUUCCUAUGAAAGGAUGUAUGAGGGCAUUUUUGGACUCUUUCUUUUCCUGUGAGUCACUGAAUACAUAGCCCCUGAAAACGUCUAGUUCAUCUAUCCACAUUCCCACAAUUUUGUGUACCUCCGAGCGGUGCCAGAUGGAUGUCUUAAUAUACUUCUGUGGAAUUUUAACUGACCUUGU
Molecule: messenger RNA, 2313 nt
Organism: Epinephelus moara (kelp grouper)
Lineage: Eukaryota; Metazoa; Chordata; Actinopteri; Perciformes; Serranidae
Gene: adra1aa
Product: adrenoceptor alpha 1Aa
Exons: 2
Coding region: 4-1479 (491 amino acids)
Biological process (GO): adenylate cyclase-activating adrenergic receptor signaling pathway; cell-cell signaling; positive regulation of cytosolic calcium ion concentration
Cellular component (GO): membrane
Molecular function (GO): alpha1-adrenergic receptor activity
Source: RefSeq, a predicted model, not a curated record